This is a messenger RNA of Mus caroli (Ryukyu mouse), 3065 nucleotides long. It is a transcript of the gene Krt80, whose product is annotated as keratin 80. The record is from RefSeq and is a predicted model, not a curated record. Gene Ontology annotation, cellular component: keratin filament. Gene Ontology annotation, molecular function: structural constituent of skin epidermis. Gene Ontology annotation, biological process: keratinization; intermediate filament organization. Lineage: Eukaryota; Metazoa; Chordata; Mammalia; Rodentia; Muridae.
CCCAGCCGGCCCUGGAUGUGACAGGAGGCGGCUGCCAGCCACCAACUCCAAAUCUCCCUAGCUCACUGGUGAGCCCUCCAGCUCCCAGGCCCAGGGGGGCCACCAUGGCCUACCGCUCCUGCGUCGUUGGCUUCAGCAGCCUCAGCGGCUGUGAGAUGACCCCUGCGGGCAGUCCCCAGCCUGGGACCUCAGGAUGGGGCAGCUGUGGGCUCCCUGGGCCUGGCUUCAGCUCUCGAAGCCUCACAAGCUGCAGGCCAGCUGGCACCAUCCCCAAGGUGACUGUGAACCCCAGCCUGCUGGUGCCUCUGGACCUCAAGGUGGAUCCAGCUGUUCAACAGCAGAAGAACCAAGAAAAGGAGGAGAUGAAGGCUCUCAAUGAUAAAUUUGCCUCCCUGAUUGGCAAGGUCCAAGCUCUGGAGCAACGCAACCAACUGCUGGAGACCCGAUGGAGCUUCCUGCAGGGCCAGGGAUCAGCCACCUUCGACCUCAGCCACCAUUAUGAGACAUUCCAGGGCCGGCUGCAGGAGGAGCUGCGUAAAGUGAGCCAAGAGCGGGGACAGCUGGAGGCCAACCUGUUGCAGGUGUUAGAGAAGGUGGAGGAGUUUCGCGUCAGGUAUGAGGACGAGAUCUCCAAGCGCACAGACCUGGAGUUUACCUUUGUCCAGCUGAAGAAGGACCUGGAUGCUGAGUGUCUCCGAAGAACUGAACUGGAAACCAAACUGAAGGGCCUGCAGGGCUUCCUAGAGCUGAUGAGAACAGUCUAUGAGCAGGAGCUGAAAGACCUUACAGCCCAAGUGAAGGAUGUGUCGGUGACUCUGGGCCUGGACAGCCGCUGCCACAUCGACCUGAGCGGCAUCGUGGAGGAAGUGAAGGCCCAGUAUGACGCCAUCGCUGCUCGAAGCCUGGAGGAGGCUGAAGCAUAUUCACGGAGCCAGCUUGAGGAGCGAGCUGCCCGCUCAGCCGAGUUCGGGAACAGCCUCCAAAGCAGCCGCUGUGAGAUUGCAGACCUCAAUGUGCGCAUCCAGAAGCUGCGGUCUCAGAUCGUCUCCGUCAAGAGCCAUUGCCUAAAACUGGAGGAGAACAUCAAGGUGGCUGAGGAGCAAGGAGAACUGGCCUUCCAGGAUGCCAAGGACAAGAUGGCCCAGCUGGAGAAUGCCCUGCAGCAGGCCAAGCAGGACAUGGCCCGGCAGUUGCGCGAGUAUCAGGAGCUCAUGAACACCAAGCUGGCUCUGGACAUAGAGAUAGCCACCUACCACAAGCUGAUGGAAGGAGAAGAAAGCCGGAUGGACCUGCCUUCUGCCACUGUGGUCAGUGCUGUGAAAUCUGGAUGCAGAACCACUGCCUCCAAGUCUGGCCUCACCAAGACCUCCUCCCGGAAGAAGAAGAACCGCAGAGGCCCAGUGAUCAAGAUCACUGAGAUGUCAGAGAAAUACCUCUCCCAGGAAUCAGAGGCCUCCGAGUAAGACAGCAACCCCAGAAAGAGCCUCAAGUCACUUCCACUGCAGCCGACUUAAGCUAAACUCAAGAACGUGGCCUGGAGCCUCCAGGUUGGGAGGAGAGACACUGAACAGGGAGAAGUGGGUUCUGGCUGAGACUGGGUUUCUCUGGAUGGUCAGAGAGAACCGGCAGCUCCAUUCCUCAUCCGCGUCUCAUUUGCCACCUCCAGUCUCCUGGCCACAGCUUGUCCUGGCGGGCAAAGGGGAGCUUGGGGCCUGACACCUCUCCACUCCUCUGAAGAUCCUCUUCCCGCGUAGCUCUGACAAGGUGCUUGACUUCUGCGCACUGCCUGCCCUGACUUCUGCCUCAGCCUUGCCUUGCCUCUGCCUCUAAACCGAGGCUGGCAUCCUCGCCCAUUAGCCAGGACAUAGAUUGGGCUGAAGGAUACACUUGGACUUUGUCUCAUAUAUGGUGUUCCUGGGCCUGGGGGCUGAGAACUCCUAGACCCCCUGCCUCUAGGCCUCCCAGACACCUGACAGUAUUGGGGGAUGAAAGGCUUGAUGUGUUAGACAAAAGCCUGAGCCCCAGAGUGACCCAGAUGCCUGCAUGUACCUCCUUCCAGGGACUAAGAUGUCAUACCUGACUUCAAAGCUAUUCUGGCCAAGCCACCACCCUAGGAGCAGAAGCCAGAGAUAAGAGUCUGACAGCAGGCCUUGCCUCCCCUCCCUGCCAUUCUGGGUUGUGCCACCAUCCUGAAAUCUGGGCUCUGGCUCCAGCCAGGGUCUCUCCAACCUCAACAUUUGUCUUUGGCACAGCAGGCACUAGAGCCCUAGAGCCUGCUAGAAAUGCCCAUCUCCCCCAAAUCUCACUUCCUAGGGCCUCUGUUCUAUCCCCUAAGACAGUCCACGCAGUGGGCCAGUUCUCCCCACCCCCACCCCUCCCUUCCUCCAAGCUUACUCCCCCUGCCUUUGGUGGGCCAUGAAGAAGGCUGAGCCUUGGAAGAUCUGGAAGUUUCGUAGGCAUAAAUUUGAUCCAGGCAGUCCCCAACAAGGGCCUUCAAAGGACUCAACCCAAGGGAGCCAUUCUGCAUCCACCAUGGGUGUCUGUGUGUUCCAGCCCUGGCUCCCACCUCUGGGGUUUGUGGAGCACAGCAGUGCCAGCCUUCUGAUGCCACCAGCCUCCUUCUGCCUCCCUUUAUUUCCAAGACCCAUGUCCUGGCUCUCCUAGCCCACCUCCCAUUCCUGCUUCUCAUUCUCCCAGACCCUGUUUCCUCAAGGCCCCUGGCCCUCCAGGCCUGCAGAGAGUGUUGAUAGGCUGCCAGCUCCUCCAGGCCAAAAGAACCCAGCAAUACACUUAACCCUAGAGUCCCCGAAGUGGGUGCUCAGUGCUGCUUUCUCUCGGGCUAUUAAUCCAUUUCCAAGGGGGCAAUCCUCAGUGGGACAUGAAAUAUAGAACAUAUAUUAUUUUUCAUAACUUAUGUGGCUUUUAACUUAUUGCUUCCCUUCCUGUUUCUGCAUGAUAAGUGCUGAGUAUACUAUCAGGAUUUUAGAGAACUCAUUCCAGCCACCUGCUAGACUGGCUGACUCGGGCAAGGGGUGAAUAAAGUACUGACAUUCAUCCACAGAUAA